Messenger RNA from Oncorhynchus mykiss (rainbow trout), 2347 nucleotides. NCBI's taxonomy places the organism in Eukaryota, Metazoa, Chordata, Actinopteri, Salmoniformes, Salmonidae. The record is from RefSeq and is a predicted model, not a curated record.
AUUUUAAAAAUGUCUGCCCCUUAGAAAUUGCGGGCCAAUGGGUGCAUUAUGGAAACACAAGACACGCCUUUGGAACAAACCCAUCUAUUGGAUACAUCUCAUUGGCUAGUUCGAAGGCGUCGUUUACAGUAUUGACGCACGUCUUCCUUCAUGAGGUAACGGGAUUUAUGAAUAAGGACACAGAAUUAAUGAUUGUGUUUUCAGAUUUAACGCGUGGCAUUGGGUGAAUUUGAUUAUGAUAUGGGGUUCAAAUAUUUUCAAACUCUACAAGGUAUUUAGAGACAAAUUUCAGUUGAUCGUGCUCUUAAUCCUGACCGCCAUCCAUCCCCUCAUUAAUAUUAAUGAAAUCAUAAGAGCAUAAAACCAUCCCCCCGACGUGCGCUUACAUCAAAGCGUCACCAUCGUCAGAGUGGGAUCCUACAAGAAGAGCGUUUGAAUCCACUUUUGAAUCUCAGCCUUGGUCGUUAAACGGUUGUUAUAAAUUAUUUUGAAGUCAAUUGAUAAAUUAAAUACGAUUUUAAAAUGGCUUUAAGAGGGCCACUGCGUCGUCUUCUACGGACUCAACUCAACAAUACCUGUCAGAGCAGAGCUCAUUCUGUGGCUGUUUUAGGAGCACCAUUCUCAAAAGGACAGAAAAGGAGAGGGGUGGAACAUGGACCCAAAGCCAUCAGGGAUGCCGGUCUGAUCGAGAGGCUUUCAAAUCUGGAUUACCCAGUGCAUGACUUUGGAGACCUGAGCUUCCAGUAUCUGGAGAAGGACGAGCCCUACAUGCACGUCCCCUACCCUCGCACUGUGGGCAGAGCUAAUAAACUGCUGUCAGGGGCCGUCAGCAACGCUGUGGGAGCCGGACACACUACCAUCAUGCUGGGAGGAGACCACAGCCUGGCCAUUGGUUCAGUGGAAGGCCACGCCCGGCAGUGUCCUGACCUGUGUCUGAUCUGGGUCGACGCCCACGCUGACAUAAACACGCCCCUCACCUCGCCCUCAGGGAACCUCCACGGACAGUCGGUUGCCUUUAUGCUGAAAGAACUGCAGAACAAGAUGCCAGAGCUGCCAGGGUUCAGCUGGAUGAAGCCCUUCCUGUCAGCUAAGGACCUGGUCUACAUUGGCCUGAGAGACGUCGACCCUGGAGAGUACGACACCCUGAAGGACUUGGGUGUCCAGUACUUCACAAUGAGAGACAUCGACAGGCUCGGCAUCCAGAGAGUCAUGGAAGUCUCUUUCGACCACCUCUUGUCAAGGAAGCAGCGGCCGAUCCAUCUGAGUUUUGACAUUGAUGCGAUGGACCCGUCUUUGGCCCCGGCCACAGGAACACCAGUAAACGGAGGACUGACCUACAGAGAAGGAAUCUGGAUCACAGAGGAGAUCCACAACACAGGGUUGUUGUCGGUGAUGGACCUUGUUGAGGUCAACCCAGCCCUGGGGGCGAGUCGUGAGGCGGUGGCGAGCACCGUUUCCAUGGCGGUGGACGUCAUCGCAUCAUCCCUGGGCCAGACCCGCGAGGGAGGUCCCAUCACCCAGGAGUCGCAAACACUCAAAGACGACACGGAACAGCUUCGACUCUAGAACCACAUUCUAGAACCACAUUCUAGAACUCAAAAGACUCAACAUAUAACCACUUGGCAUUCCUGAAUUUAAAAAAAAAUUAAAAUACUUUACAUACAGAACAGAUGCACUGAAACUGUAAUUGAAUAGUUUCAAAGCAUUUAGUUGCAUCUUCUGUGUGUGUAUGUAUAUAUAUAUAUAUAUAUAUAUAUAUAUAUAUAUAUAUAUAUAGUACUGUAUGGCAACCUGUUCAACAGUCAGUCAAACAAUCAUGACUGAAUUUAGAAAGCCUUGUUCAAGGAUUACAUCGCUAAUUUACUAAGAAAAGCUUUAGCCUGGGCCCAGAUCUGUGUUUUCAUGGCAACUGUUUGCCAUGACAAGACUGGCAAAAUAGUAGUACAAAUAGACUGGUAACGCAGGCUAUUAAAAGCCCACAUCUCACAUGUAAACUGUAAUUGAUGUGAUCGACAGCUGGUCGCUCUGGCCUUGACAGGACAGUCUCCCUAGCGCCACUAUUUAAAUGUUGACUGUAUUCGAUGUGAUCGGUGGUAUGCGGUGAUCGGUGGUAUGCGCCACAGGCGGUGAUCGGUGGUAUGCGCCACAGGCGGUGAUCGGUGGUAUGCCCCACAGGCGGUGAUCGGUGGUAUGCCCCACAGGCGGUGAUCGGUGGUAUGCCCCACAGGCGGUGAUCGGUGGUAUGCCCCACAGGCGAUCACUAAAACUCAGUAUUGCUCAUGACUGGAUCCUGAAUCUCUGAAAUAUAACAGGGUUGUAACGAAAUAAAAUGAUAAUACUAAUGUGA